Messenger RNA from Paracoccidioides lutzii Pb01, 774 nucleotides. RefSeq lists its product as hypothetical. Gene Ontology annotation, cellular component: intracellular anatomical structure. The record is from RefSeq and is a predicted model, not a curated record. Gene Ontology annotation, molecular function: Atg12 transferase activity. The coding region runs from base 1 to 774 and encodes 257 amino acids. Gene Ontology annotation, biological process: protein modification by small protein conjugation; macroautophagy; protein lipidation. The transcript is spliced from 4 exons.
AUGACAGCGCCACCACCCCCGCUCUCCGCCUUUCCAUCCCUGGCUCGCGACGAGUUCACUGCUGCCUGUCGCGCUCUGAUAGCUAGAGUUGAUGCUUACCAAACCCCAGAGGAAGAGGGAGGCAACCUCACUGGCCUUGGUUGGACAGGUGUGAGGCUAGAAACGAAGAUUGAACUGGUCUCGGGGCAAUAUUUUUUGGUACAGGAUGACGAGGUAGUUUUGAUUAUACAUAGGCUACUCGAAGAAAACUCUACCCCUCCGCAACAACUGAAACACGUUGAUGUAUUGGAGAGCCAUGGGGCACACGAGAAUGACACGACUGAGAUUUUUGAACUUGAUGAAAACGACCCUGAAGAGCUUAUUCGACAACCAUAUUGCAACUCCACACUCCAAGUAGAAUACAAUAUCAUGCUCUCACCCACCUAUCAAGUCCCUAUCCUAUAUUUUUUCGUGCACAACUACGCCAACACUUCUGCCAAGACCUCACCAGAGGGCCUCCUUGACAUCAUUUACAAUCGUCUCGUCCCCGCACAAUACAGAUCGGAGCUAAGGGGCGUUGGCAUAAUGGGCGGCAUAAGUUUCGGGCAUCACCCAUUAUCGGACCUUCCGGUAUACUUUGUUCACCCAUGCAACACUGCAGAUGCAAUGAGGGACGUGGCCCAGAAAAUAGAGGUAACCGUGGAGACGUAUCUGCUCUUGUGGCUCGGUUUGGUGGGGAAUUGCGUUGGCCUGCAUAUUCCGAGCAGGCUCCUCAUCGACAAACAAAAUCCAUAA